This is a messenger RNA of Vicia villosa (hairy vetch), 2597 nucleotides long. Its product is annotated as pentatricopeptide repeat-containing protein At3g53170-like. Bases 51 to 1517 code for a protein of 488 amino acids. The record is from RefSeq and is a predicted model, not a curated record. NCBI's taxonomy places the organism in Eukaryota, Viridiplantae, Streptophyta, Magnoliopsida, Fabales, Fabaceae. Gene Ontology annotation, molecular function: protein binding; mRNA binding. The transcript has 3 exons.
CAAAAAAUACAACAAUUUUUUCUAAUCCGUUGUUCUAAACAUUCUCUACCAUGAAGCAUCUUCACUCUCCUCCUCCUUGUGUAACACGGGCUUCAUCCAUUUCUUCCACAGCACCCAUAACCUGUUCGACGAAAUUCCCAACCAAAAACCAUCCAAAUUCUUCAAAGCAACCUCCUUCUUUUCGUGUCCAAUCCUUGAAACGGUCUUCCAAGCCUUUAUCUCCAGGGCUUCAGAAGGAUCCUAAGAAGGAUUUGUCGCGCAUUCUUCGAACUGAAGCUGCUAUCAAAGGUGUAGAAAAUAAAGCCAAGUCGUGGAAACAUAAACAGCUCUGGCCUAAGGCUGUUCUUGAAGCAUUGGAUGAUGCCAUUAAAGGGUGUCAGUGGGAGAAUGCUCUCAUGAUUUUCGAACUUCUUCGAAAUCAACAUUGGUAUGAACCGAGAUGCCAAACUUAUACAAAGUUGUUGAUGAUGCUUAGCAAGUGCAAGCAGCCUAAAGAAGCUAGUCAGCUCCUUGAGACCAUGUUGUUUGAAGGGCUUAAACCUACUGUUGAUGUCUACACCGCACUUGUAAGGGUUUAUGGACAAAGUGGUCUCUUUCGUCACGCAUUUUCUAUUGUUGAAGAUAUGAAAUCAGUUGCUGAUUGCAAACCAGAUGUUUAUACAUACUCUGUUCUUAUAAGUUGCUGUGCAAAAUUUCAUCGGUUUGAUUUAAUUGAACAGGUUCUUGUGGAUAUGUCAUAUUUGGGCAUUGAAUGCAACAAUGUGACGUAUAAUUCAAUAAUCGACGGAUAUGGUAAGGCUGGCAUGUUUGAGCAAAUGGAGAAUUCAUUGACAGAUAUGAUUGAAAAUGAAAACUGUCAACCGGAUAUUUUCACGCUGAAUUCUUUGAUAGGAUCAUAUGGAAAUGGUGGGAAAAUUGAUCAAAUGGAGAAGUGGUAUGAUGAAUUUCAACUAAUGGGCAUAAAGCCUGACAUAAAGACAUUCAACAUGAUGAUAAAGUCGUACGGCAAAGCAGGCAUUUACGAUAAGAUGAAUGCCGUGAUGGAUUUCAUGGAGAGGAGGUUUUUCACUCCGACGAUUGUAACAUAUAAUACUGUCGUUGAAGUUUAUGGAAAAGCCGGAGAAAUUGAGAAGAUGAAUAACCAGUUUAAGAAAAUGAAGCAUUUAGGAAUGAAACCUAAUUCUGUAACGUAUUGCUCGCUUGUAAGUGCGUAUAGCAAAGCUGGGCUUAUUGACAAAGUUGACUCAAUCUUGAGGCAUGUAGAAAAUUCUGAUGUUGUUUUGGACACUCCCUUCUUUAAUUGCAUAAUUAGUGCUUAUGGUCAAGCUGGCGACUUAAAAAAGAUGGGCGAGUUAUUCUUGGCAAUGAGAGAAAGAAAAUGCAAACCUGAUAGCACCACCUUUGCGUGCAUGAUCCAGGCUUACAACACCCAAGGCAUGACUGAGGAUGCUAAAAAGAUGGAGGACAUGAUGAUUACUUCUAAAGAUAGCUUAGAUACUAAGUUGAUUGGAUGCUAGCAUGGCCAAUUUUGAUAGCAGACUACACGUAUCUAUUCAUCGAUUUCCACGGUGAUCCUAACUUGGAGAGAUUUGUGAACUUUAUCAGGUAAACAUAGUUUCUUCUUGAAUACAUUACUAUUUUCAUGGAAAACCUUCCUGUACCUUUCAAUUUAGUAGUUUACUAUUCUCAGGAGUAUAUAGUUUUUUUAUUUUUAUUUAUAGUAGUUAGAUAACAAAGAUAAUAUAAAAUUGUUAUCUUCUAACAAUGAUACAUUGAUGACUUUGGAUGAGAUUCUUUCAAAUGAUCGAUUUUCAACAGAAUCAGUUUUCAAAAUUUUAACUGUAUUUGAAUAUCACAUGCAUGAAAGGCAUUGUCAUCGUUGGAGUGUGUACAUUAAACAAAGUGUAUGUUUGGAUUGACGGUGCGUUCAGCGGAAUCACGGUGUAUCAUGAUUAUAGCAAAAGCUAAACUUUAGAGUUUCAACAAAACUUUGGUAUCGCCGUGAUUUCAAACAUACACUAGGUCACUAGAAGUAGCGUCGACCAAAUUCAAGUGCCCUAUUGAUGGACUAUUUACUCUAUCAUGCAAUGCAAGAGAUUCAGUCAACCAAUUGGUGAUCCAUUCUAGAGUAGAGUAAUCCAAGUUCUUGAGGAGAUGGUUGAUGAUUGGAAGUCUAUACAAAAUCUACCCAGCUUCCUUUCCUCUGCACUGUAAUUAGCAUAGUCCGAUCCUACAAAUACAUAUUGUACAAAUUACUAAUUAGUACAAUAUAGUGAGUUAUAUAUAUUUCAGUUUAUUGAGAUAUGUAAAUUCAUAAUACUUUUCCUCUAUCUAAUACUUACUGACCUUGUAUUUAUUGUUCAUAUUUUCUUCAUAAUGCAAAUAAAAGAAUAAUAAAUAAAUAAAUGAAUAAGAAAAUUAAUGUUCUUUUAUCAGUAGUGAGUGUUUCACAUUAGUUUUAGACUAUGAAAGUAAUAAUGUGAAUAAUUUUAAAACAAGUAAAUAUAUAUAUUACAUUAAAAAUUGAAAACUGAAAAUAAAAAUUAUUUUAAUUUUUUUUAAUGUGACAUUCAUUAUAAAACAAUAAAAAUAUAAAA